UUUACCCUGUUAGACCAGGUGGAACCAGCAGCCAUGGCGCACUGCAAGGAUGGAACAGACUGAGAGAGCAACGUAAGCUGCUGGACCUGUUGAUGAAUAGAAUGCUAAAAUUACAAUUCCUAGACUGACUUCUCGCUUAAAACAAGAGAGACGACUUUCUCAGGCUGGAAAAUUGCUCCUCAGAUGAUUUUAUAGAGGAAAAACUGUGAAAGCAGAGAGGCGCUGAUCAGUUUCCCUGAAGCUCACCGCUCCGCUUUUUCUAAGGCAGCUGAACAGACAUGUAACGGGUAACUUUCCCCGUUGCAUUACUUCCUGAGAGGAAUCUCUGCUUGCAUAUUGCGUUACACAUUUGUGAGUAACGAGCCCCGACGCUGACGAGCGGCCGUGCGUCUUGGAGAGGGCAGGGACGCCGGAGACGCGCAACGGCAUCAGCAUCAGCAGCAGCGCAGUCUGUUUGGAGCCACCGGUUGAGAUCACUGAACACUCCCAGCCAGCAGCCUGUCUGAGCGGACUGACGGAUACAGCAUCGACGACCUCCGUGUCUCUGACAUCUUUCCUCGGAACCAACCAUGGACGCCCUCCUCGGCCCCCGGAAAACACGCGAAAGCGACGGAUGAGUGAGCUCGGAGAUGCUGCGCACCACGGAGCUCUCGUGAACAGGACUGUGGGUGUGUGUGCGCGUCAGGCUCGCCGUUACCUCCGGACUGCACUCGCCAACUUCCCCCGCUUUCCAUCAAGUCAUGUCUGAUACAGAGCGAUGGGCAAGUUUGACGACAACGAGAGGAUAAUCCUCAACGUCGGGGGCACCAGGCACGAAACCUACAAAACCACCCUGAAGACCCUGCCGGGGACGCGACUGGCCCUGCUCGCCUCCGACUCGGACAUCGACUCCGUGCUGGAUCAGCUGCAACAAGUCCCCGGCUUCAUCGAGUACAACGCGCGAACCAACGAGUACUUCUUCGACCGCCACCCGGGCGUCUUCGCCUACGUGCUCAACUACUACCGCACCGGGAAGCUCCACUGCCCGGCGGAUGUGUGCGGACCGCUGUUCGAGGAGGAGCUCUCCUUCUGGGGCAUCGAUGAGACGGACGUGGAGCCCUGCUGCUGGAUGACAUACCGGCAGCAUCGGGACGCGGAGGAGGCUCUGGACGUGUUCGAGCUCAACGUGGACAACGGAGAGGAGGACGACGAGAUUGGGAAGAGGCUGGGCAUAGAGGAUGUGGCUGCCGACGGGAAUGUGAGCCUGUGGAGAAAGUGGCAGCCGGUGAUCUGGAAUCUAUUCGAGGAUCCGUACUCCUCCAGGGCGGCGAGGUUUAUUGCCUUUGCAUCUUUGUUCUUCAUCCUGGUCUCCAUCACCACCUUCUGCUUGGAGACCCAUGAGGCUUUCAACAAAAUCAUCAACAAGACGGAGUCGGUGCGGAACAGCAGCGUGCCUGACUCGGGUCCGCAGUACGAGAUUGAAACUGACCCUGCGCUCACGUAUGUGGAGGGUGUUUGUGUCUUCUGGUUCACCAUCGAGUUCCUGGUGCGUGUGACCUUCUGCCCAGUGAAGUUGGAGUUCGUUAAGAGCGUUCUCAACAUCAUCGACUUUGUGGCCAUCCUGCCUUUCUACUUGGAAGUAGGGCUCAGUGGCCUUUCUUCAAAGGCUGCCAAGGAUGUGUUGGGUUUCCUCAGGGUGGUGCGUUUUGUUCGUAUCCUGCGUAUCUUCAAGCUAACACGUCAUUUCGUGGGGCUUAGGGUGCUGGGCCACACGUUACGGGCUAGUACCAACGAAUUCCUGCUGCUCAUCAUCUUCCUAGCAUUGGGAGUGUUAAUUUUUGCCACCAUGAUAUACUAUGCUGAACGAAUUGGUGCAAAGCCCAAUGACCCCACUGCAAGCCUCCACACCAAGUUCAAGAACAUCCCCAUUGGCUUCUGGUGGGCCGUGGUAACCAUGACUACACUGGGCUAUGGUGAUAUGUAUCCAGAGACCUGGUCAGGCAUGGUGGUGGGUGCGCUGUGUGCUUUAGCUGGCGUGCUGACGAUAGCCAUGCCUGUGCCCGUUAUUGUCAAUAACUUUGGGAUGUACUAUUCCCUGGCCAUGGCCAAGCAGAAGCUGCCCAAGAAGAGGAAGAAACACAUCCCACAGGUGGUGCAAGGAGGGUCCCCCACCUACUGCAAAGCUGAUCUCAACACCACCUGCAACAGCACUCAAGGUGACCUGUGCCACGUCAAAGGGAGCAGGGUACUAGAACGCAACCGCUCAGUCCUGUCAGCAGACUGCAGUGGGGGCAGCGACCUCACCAUGUCCCCAGAGGAGAGGGUCCCCAUGCGAAGGUCCAGCACCCGGGAACAGGACCGCCGGAGUGGGGGGACGUGUUUCUUGCUUGCUGCGAGUGACUACACCUGCCCUGCAGACGGAGGGAUGAGAAAAACAGGCUAUGAGAAAUCCCGGAGCUUAAACAACAUAGCGGGCAUGACUGGCAUGGCUGGUAACGCCCUGAGGUUGUCUCCUGUGACCUCGCCCUACGGAUCACCCUGCCCGCUGCGGCGCUCUCGCUCCCCCAUCCCCUCCAUCCUGUGAGACCUCCAACCUCGGGCCACUUUGACCCGAACCACCCCACAUCCAACCCCCUAACAAACCGCCUCCCUUUGGCAUCAUAUCUGAACUCUGUUCUAGAUAUUGUGACUAGUGGAUAAGUACUUACCAUUGUAGCUAAGACUAAUGUUAAUACAACCUGAGCAAGUCCCCUUUUCCUUGAAGGUCAUGUGCUUAGCUGAGAUCCUUAAGUAACUAGUCAGUUCUCCUGUGUCACUUGGAGUUCCCUUUAGUUGGAUAUUGUUGUACUUUUAGAAUUGCAAUAAAAGAACUCUGACUGGUGGCUUCAGAAGUAGCAGCCAUAACAUUUAAUAAAAAAAACACAUAUUAAUAAUCAGGGAUAUUAGAUGUUGCUAUGUUUAGAUACCUUGAAACAGACGUGCUUCCAAAAAAAGAAAGAGAGAUGUCACUUCAUGUUAACCUCAUACGACUGUGACUUUGUCUGUACUUUAUUUUUGGCUAGAAGAUAAGAAGUGCGGGGAUGGAAGGUCAGUCUUUCAGGAUUUUGUUUCAACUCACACAACGCACACGUGCAGUUUGUCACUCUUCACCCUCUGCUGGGCCUUGCUCUUGUUUUUGCAUGGAUCAUCCUGUAACCAUCGUCUGCAAGCAGUGUGGCGAGGGGAGGAGGGCCGAGACAGACAGCCAACAGAGGAUUUGUAUCGACAGCACAUAUACAUGAAGGAGCAUUUUUAAUUAAACGUUAUUGUGUUGGGGUAUGGGAGGGGAGGGGUGCACUCAACUUGUAUCGUGUCUCAUUUUGCCAUCGGCUUUCACCAACAAACCAACAAGGAGACUAAACACACAGAAUGCCAGCCGGGUGUUCGUUUCUCUCUGCAUGUGGGUUUCUGCUCAUCUGCUGCUAAUUCUGAUUAACUUUCUCCCCCUCCUCCUUCAUGUUGAUUUUUUUUCUUUGACGGAGUGCCACCAAAGCUGUUGUGUUUCUGGUUGUUUACUCACAGAUAACUGCAAAGAGGUUGUCUUUACUGGUUUCACACAAGCAGAGAGCAGCGUUCUAUCUUAAUGGCUUGAGGGAAGGAACCGCCAUGGCGGAAAGGUAACCGUCUGAAAAAAGGUGUGAGGGUCAGAUUGCAGAGCAGCACCCUCUCACCCCAUUGGUCAUGAAUUAUGAUUUGUGUUUUUGUGUGCUAAAAUGGGGGUUAUUCAAUAAUCUUUAAAGAGAGAUACAUGUAUGUGGCUGCAGAGACGAGCACAGUCUCUGACAAACAUUCACUCUUAAAGGCAUCGAUAAAGAUGCAACUUGUAGCAUUUUUCAUACUAAACAAACAAGGCCUUAAUUAAAGGUCCCAUACCAAACAUGCUUUAACAACUUAAUAACCCUAAUCUGUAUCCACUCUGUCCAGUCAGUGACAGAAAUGAGCCCUGAGGAGGAGGGAUUAGUUGGGGGCGGAGCUUAUCCUGUUGUGACAUCACAACGGGAUCCAAACAGCUCAGUCAGAGACACACUUUGUAAACUCUGCAAAAAGGAAAGGCAAGGGGAAAAAAACACGGGGCUAGUUGUUUUUCAUGUUUUGUGAGAUUAUAGACAAGGAAUGCACAAUUUAGUUCAAAAACCAUUUAAAAACUGCGUUUUGCAUAACAUGGCCCUUUAAAGAGAAAACAUGCAUUUUCCCCCAGGUUUGGCUGAUGAUUCAAAAGUGGAUUUUUUGCGAUACAGAAACAGAUCUGUGACUUUUUAUUUCAGCUUUCCUCUUUUAAACGCACUUCAUACCAGCCAAGGGCUAUUAACUGCUCUCAAAUCCCCAAACUCGACAGACUAGACCUGAAUUAGCUUAAAACAGUUUGGAGUGUCUCACAUCAAAUUUCAUAUUAAACUGAAGCAGCCUUUUGGUUCAGCUGAAAGGCUGCUUCAUUUGUUAUUGAUGAGACCUUUUUUUUCACCAUGACAGGCAUAAAUUGCCUCGAUACACCAACAGGUGUGGGACGGCAGACAUAACCAUGCAGCAUUGUGCCUCACCCGUCCCUACAGUAUGUCUAUACCAGUAGCAGAAGGUUGCUUAGCAACUGGCUCACAGCUAGAUGCAUCUUACACAUAGCUCGGCAAAAAGUCAAACAAUUAAAAAAGCUCUCACAAACAUUCUCUUUGUCUGUGCACCAAAUUAUUGAAUCAGCCCCCAUUUCAACCACUGCAGUAUACAACAGAGCUUUUCUCAUUCUGGCUUAUAUAGCGCCAUUGAUUUGUACUGUUUUCAUUUGUGUGCAUAUAUCUAAAGCAGCCGAUGUGUGCAUGGCAAUGUCUUCUGAUUUGGUGCAGACAGAUGAUGCAUUUCUGUUAUUUAGAGUUGUGUUUAUAUUUUAUUUAGACAAUUCAUUUCCUAUUUGAAUGACGGUGGGAUAAGACUGUCAUCAGUAUGAGGACCUAUUGCAGUGGGAAGACCCCAUUUGGAGCCAUAAGGCCACUCCUACAGGACAAUAUGGAUGAGGACGCACGCAAAAGCCACUGUCUGACAGCCGCCCAGCUCAUGGCUCAGCAAGCAGGAGAGGAAUCUAACGAUCAAAAGGAGAUCUGCGAGGACUUUGCAUUCACAAUUUCCUGAUUUCUCUUUACCUGUUUUUGAACUCUGGAGAAAAAAAAGGAGAGCAAAGCAAACAGGACACAUCCUUUAAAGAGACUAUCUUCUGUAUAGAUAUCGCUCCUGUAAAUAUGACAACAACACAGCACACCUGGGCCAAGUGGCUCCGUCCACACAUCUGUCUUUUGAUAGCAAGUCAAGUAACAAGGUGGUUGGUUGCUAAGUUGCUAAGUCAAUCACUUUUCUUGCUGUGGUAUCCCUCCUCGCAAUAAGUGUAUUAAGAUGUAUCAGUUGAGGCACUUUGUGUUCUAAAAAUGGAGUGUAUUCAUAUAUGAAAUUCUACAUACAGUAUAUACAGUAUAGAGAGACAAAUGUGCUAAGUUGAAUAAAUGUGACAUUGUGGUCAUCUCUGCUUUCGUUUCCCUUGGUAAUUUCAGUAGGUUAAUUGCUCUGCUGUGUGUUAAUGUGUGUGUGUGUGUGUGUGUGUGUGUGUGUGUGUGUGUGUGUGUGUGUGUGUGUGUGUGUGUGUGUGUGUGUGUGUGUGUGUGUGUGUGUGUGUGUAUCCUAAAACUCCAGGGUAAGAUCUGCAGUUUGAAAGACCAGGUCAGCAAAGACCAGUGAGUGAACUCAAAGCUGUCACUCUUCCAGUUGGGUUUAACACGAAUGAGACAGAUUUCCCCUGUGAUGCAGCUGCCGUUGUAGAAGUCCCCCUUAAGGUGCAUUUAACAUGCAACUACCCUGCGUUAGUGCUGCAGAUGUUUGUCUCUUCACAAACCAAAUUAUUCUUACCAGACUAUUCCUCAUAACUCCUGGUGGCUAAAAAAAAAAAAAAUACUGCAUAACUUGAUUCUUCCAAACUUUUCCCCUCUGUGGGGGCGGAGCAAAAGUGUAGCAGAAGUUUACCAAGUUAUAAAGCGGGACUUCUAGAAUGGCUACGUCUGCACAGUAGCAAACCCCAUGUACCCAAACAAUCAGAUCGGAUUUGCAAUAAGCACCCGAAAACAAAAAGCGCCGAUCCACACUGUGAUUUCAGCAGCCCGUUCAGACACGAAGGCAGAUGGAAAAUGGAGUGAAAACACAAAUGUGCAAGUGGCACAGCAUAUUGUGUGUCGUGUUGGUUGCGACCUGCACAGUUGUAGGCUAGCUGUUCAAGUGUCACCCUGUACCCACAAUCCUCCUUGUGUACACACGCUGCUUUACUCUUUGAACUGACAAAGGGGUACCGUUCUUUGUGUAUUUCUAGGAUGAUGUUGUAACUUGAAAAAAAAAGGUGUUUAUUUUUUUUAAUCCAGAACAUGUAUUUUUGUGUCUUACUGUUGAGUACAUUGCUCUUACCUGUAAAAGUCAUGGUAGUCUGAUGCUGUGCUUCUCCAUCGUGUCCUCAAACUGUCAGGAUUUUGAUCCGAGUUCAUGUUUUGUAUGUUUUACUGUGAGGAAAAUUCUAGUUUGAAGUCUGUAUUUGUGGAGCCUUUUGUUGGCAUUCUAAAGUGCAUGCUGAAAAAAAAACAUGUCGAAUUGUAAAAAAAGAAAAAAUAAGAUGACAUACUGUAUAUCACGUUCAGAACAAUGUGUAUAGAGUAAAGGUAAAUGCUAUGUGAGAGAUUCACAUAAACUAUUUAUCUUUUA
Molecule: messenger RNA, 6738 nt
Organism: Acanthochromis polyacanthus (spiny chromis)
Lineage: Eukaryota; Metazoa; Chordata; Actinopteri; Pomacentridae
Gene: kcnc2
Product: potassium voltage-gated channel, Shaw-related subfamily, member 2
Exons: 4
Coding region: 758-2563 (601 amino acids)
Biological process (GO): protein homooligomerization; potassium ion transmembrane transport
Cellular component (GO): dendrite membrane; neuronal cell body membrane; axon
Molecular function (GO): protein binding; delayed rectifier potassium channel activity
Source: RefSeq, a predicted model, not a curated record